This is a messenger RNA of Drosophila bipectinata, 1224 nucleotides long. It is a transcript of the gene eIF3i, whose product is annotated as eukaryotic translation initiation factor 3 subunit i. NCBI's taxonomy places the organism in Eukaryota, Metazoa, Arthropoda, Insecta, Diptera, Drosophilidae. Gene Ontology annotation, molecular function: translation initiation factor activity; RNA binding; protein binding. Gene Ontology annotation, cellular component: cytoplasm; eukaryotic translation initiation factor 3 complex, eIF3m. Gene Ontology annotation, biological process: cytoplasmic translational initiation. The record is from RefSeq and is a predicted model, not a curated record.
GGAUUCAUCGUUUUUCAUUGCGCCAAGUUGGCAGCUCUUUUCGCGUGUGCUGCUGCGUGGAUGUUGCAAAAAUAAUUGUUUUCUCGCAACAAAUAACAACUAAAUACAACAUGCGUCCUUUGAUGCUUCAGGGCCACGAGCGUUCCAUCACGCAAAUCAAGUACAACCGCGAGGGCGACCUGCUCUUCUCCUGCUCCAAGGAUCAGAAGCCUAAUGUCUGGUACUCUCUCAAUGGGGAGCGUCUGGGCACAUACGAUGGCCACCAGGGUGCCGUUUGGUGCUUGGAUGUGGACUGGGAGAGCCGAAAGCUGAUUACAGGCGCCGGUGACAUGACCACGAAAAUCUGGGACGUGGAAUACGGUACCAUUAUCGCCUCAAUCCCAUCCAAAUCGUCGGUGCGUACCAGCAACUUCAGCUUCUCGGGUAACCAGGCCGCCUACUCCACGGACAAGGCGAUGGGACAAAGUUGUGAGCUGUUUAUUAUUGACGUUCGCAAUGCCGACUCGUCCCUGGCUGAACAGGCACCUACACUACGUAUCCCCAUGACGGAAUCCAAGAUUACCUCAAUGCUUUGGGGACCCUUGGACGAGACAAUCAUCACGGGUCACGAUAACGGAAAUAUUGCUAUCUGGGACAUCCGUAAGGGACAGAAAGUUGUCGACUCUGGCAGUGACCACACCGCUGGAAUUAACGACAUGCAGUUGAGCAAGGAUGGCACCAUGUUUGUGACUGCCUCCAAGGACACCACUGCAAAGCUCUUCGACUCCGAGUCCCUCAUGUGCCUGAAGACCUAUAAGACGGAGCGUCCAGUAAACUCUGCCGCCAUCAGCCCCAUUCUAGACCAUGUGGUUUUGGGCGGUGGCCAGGAUGCUAUGGAGGUGACCACUACUUCAACGAAGGCUGGCAAGUUCGACUCUCGCUUCUUCCAUCUGAUCUACGAGGAGGAGUUCGCUCGUUUGAAGGGCCAUUUCGGUCCCAUCAACAGUUUGGCCUUCCAUCCCGACGGCAAGAGUUACGCCUCUGGCGGAGAAGACGGUUUCGUGCGUGUCCAGACAUUCGAUAGUACAUACUUUGAAAACAUCUUUGAGUAGUCCAUAUCCAUAUAGUCUGUAUUAAAAAGCCAGGCCAGUGAAGAUUGCACCCGUUUCUUGGGAUUCGUUCACUGGCUACAAAAAUGUUCGUGAGCUUAGGGAACUUUCAAAUAUACGCGAGAACGAAACGAAA